GGUCUUACAACCACACAAUUCUGGCUUCUUAUGUCUGAAGAGUUGAGAUGGUCAGGCCACAGCACUCCAGUGUGACACGUAUCGGUCUGGCCUAUUCUACCAUCAAACAUUCAAGCCGCAUAAAAUUCGUUUAUUAAGCAUCUGGUGAUACCACCUAUGGUAUUAUUAUAAAAAGGUAGUACAAAGUGCUGGAUGGCUUGUUCUUGCUGGUUGAACCAAAAGCCUAUAUUUGUAUUUUAGGUAAUACGGUUUUUUGUUUGUUUUUUUUUUUUUUUUUUUUUUUUUUUGAAAUAGGUAAUACGAGUAUAUUAAUUCUUGCUAGUUGCUACUAUCAAAAUAAAAUAAAAUAAUUAAAAAAAAAUAUUCUGCUGUUGAAGGGUGGUUGUUCCUUGAUUAUUUUUUGGGGGAUAAUUAAAAGAAAUGUUGGUCUGUAAAUAAGCAGGUUUAUUGAUACCAUAUUCUUUGAAUUAGGUGCAAUCUUUACCUCUAUCCUUCAAAGCAGCUUAAUCCAAGGAUUAAGCGCCCUUCAGAGGUGAUGUUUAUAGAGGGAUCACAAUUUAUUCAUUCUUUUAGUUUUCAUACUAAUUUUCCAACUUUUUCCUACCAACUUCUUCAACUAAAGACUUCCAAACAUUCAAUUACUUACAUUGUGCGAUCAACUAUCCAUCAUCAUGCUCAUCUUGUUUCUUCUGCUAUCCUUAGCUAUUGCCUCUUUUUCUCCGGCGAAAUGCCAAAGCUCCUUAUCAAACCUGCAAAGUCUAGGCGAGUGGCAAGUCUUGCAUGAAAACAUCGGCAUAUCAGCCAUGCACAUGCAACUUUUGCGCAACAAUAAGGUUGUAAUGUUUGAUAGAACUGAUUUUGGCCCUUCUAAUAUCUCCCUCCCUUAUGGACGGUGUCGCCAUGACCCCUCUGACAUUGUCCUUCAAAUGGAUUGCACAGCACACUCAGUGUUAUACGAUAUUGCUACUAAUUCCUACCGCCCAUUGAUGGUCAACACCGACACUUGGUGUUCUUCGGGCUCUGUCCUUCCCGAUGGAACUUUGGUUCAAACUGGUGGAUAUAACGAUGGUGAUCGUGCGGUACGUACAAUUACACCUUGUGGAUCAGAUGAUUGUGAUUGGAAUGAAUACCCUAGUUAUUUAUCGGAGCGCAGAUGGUAUGCAACAAAUCAAAUUUUGCCUGAUGGUCGUGUUAUAGUAAUUGGUGGUAGAAGAGUUUUCAAUUACGAGUUCUUUCCUAGGACGUCUAAUACAUUUUCAUCUUCCUCGUCGACGUUUUGGCUUGAUUUCCUUUUGGAGACUCAUGAUGAUGAGGAAAACAACUUGUACCCUUUUGUGCACCUAUUACCAAAUGGUGAUUUAUUCAUCUUUGCCAACACUCGCGCUAUAUCAUUUGACUAUAUUCAAAAUAAACUAGUUAAGGAGUUCCCUCCCAUUCCCGAUGGAAAUCCUCGCAACUAUCCUAGCUCGGGCUCUUCAGUACUCCUACCUAUUGAUGAGAAUAAACCCGGUGAAGUUGAGAUCAUGAUAUGUGGUGGCUCACAUCACGGGGCAUUCACACAAGCAAUGUCAAAUAGGUCAUUUGUACGCGCAAACAACAAUUGUGCACGCUUAAUAGUCACUGAUGCGAACCCUAGUUGGAAUAUGGAGGACAUGCCAAUGGCGCGUGUUAUGGGGGACAUGUUACUACUUCCAACCGGUGAUAUCCUCCUUGUAAACGGCGCUGAAUUAGGCACUGCUGGAUGGGAGAAUGCCGCAAAUCCAGUCACUACUCCAUUGAUUUAUCGUCCAAACAAUGAAAUUGAACAUAGAUUUUUCAUCAUGAGUCCAUCACCAAGGCCUAGGAUGUACCAUUCCGCAGCCAUUUUAUUAACAGAUGGACGAGUUUUAGUAGGAGGAAGCAACCCACAUGUUUACUAUAACUUCACCAAUGUGGAAUUUCCAACAGAUUUAAGCAUAGAAACAUAUUCACCACCUUAUUUGUCAGCCGAACAUGCACCUAUGAGACCUAAUAUUAUCUACGGUGAUCAAGUAGUUGGCUACGAACAACCUUUUACAAUCACAUUCAAUGUGCUACAAUACCAAUCCGACGAUGUUGUGUCUGUUAACAUUAUUGCUCCAUCGUUUACAACACACUCACUAGCUAUGAAUCAAAGGAUGGUGGUUUUGAGAAUGUUAAGGAUUUCUCAAGUUUCAUUAGGGAUGUUUAAUGUAGGAGUUAUGGGACCUUCAACAAAAAAUAUUGCACCUCCUGGGUAUUAUUUGUUAUAUGUAGUUCAUGCUGGUAUACCAAGUUCUGGUAUAUGGGUAAAAAUCCAAUAAAGUUAGUGAAAACUCGUGUUAAUGUACUUGCUAUUUUUUUUUUAUUUUUUUAUUUUUGAAACUAUUUAAUGAAAAUAUUUGUUUCUUAGCUUUACGUCUUUGAAUUCUCAUUUUUCUCUCAAAUAUUGGUAAAUGGACUAUCAUUUCCUAUUUAUUUUCAUGUCAAUUAUGAAAAUCAAAUAUAGUAAUCCGUAAUAACUUAAUAAAAACCAUUUCCUUUCUUUUCUAUUCAUGUCAAAUCCUUUAACUCAAAAAGACCAAUAUUAUUAACUUGAUACGUACAUUAUAUGAUUUAUAUCAAAUCACUCUUUUUAAAAUAAUUUUUAAAUAUUUUUUUCAUCAAGCGUGUC
Molecule: messenger RNA, 2671 nt
Organism: Chenopodium quinoa (quinoa)
Lineage: Eukaryota; Viridiplantae; Streptophyta; Magnoliopsida; Caryophyllales; Amaranthaceae
Product: aldehyde oxidase GLOX-like
Exons: 1
Coding region: 672-2321 (549 amino acids)
Source: RefSeq, a predicted model, not a curated record